CAUGGUGAGGCUGGUUCAACAGACAUAGAGUCACUUCAGAUUGACAAGGCUUCUAUCAAAGAGAAGAUAGAGGCUUAUAGCGCUUGUGACAUCUAUAACUUUGAUGAAACAGCACUUUUCUAUACCACCCUACCAAGAACAACGAUUUCCCGCCAGAAAUUUUCUGGUUGGAAGGAAAAUAAAAAGCAGCUUACAGUAGACCCUUUGUGCAAUGCCAAUGGAACAGACAAGUAG
This is a messenger RNA of Phycomyces blakesleeanus NRRL 1555(-), 234 nucleotides long. RefSeq lists its product as hypothetical. The annotation marks the transcript as partial. Lineage: Eukaryota; Fungi; Mucoromycota; Mucoromycetes; Mucorales; Phycomycetaceae. The record is from RefSeq and is a predicted model, not a curated record. The transcript has a single exon.